AUGCAAACAAAUUUAUACCGUAUUUCUAAAAAUUGUAUAUUAUCACCAUAUAACAAACGAUUUGUUCCCGUUGCCUUCAAUUUAUGUCCUAGUAACCAUUUAAAAAAUCAAUUUUCAACGACGACAGCAAAAGGUUACUCAAUAAACCUUACAGAAUAUCCAUUACUAGCACCAGCACCACUCGGAACACCUCAUUAUUUAACUCAUGAACACUUGACAGCAAAAGAGAUUUAUAAUUUAUUGACUUUAGCAUUGCAGCAUAAAUACAAUGUCAAAUAUUUAAACAAAAGUUCAGGGCGUCCUUUAGAGAGUAAAACUUUAGCAAUCAUGUUUUCUAAAAGAUCUACAAGAACCAGAGUUGCUACUGAAACUGCUAUUAAUUAUCUUGGUGGACAACCAAUGUUUUUAGGAUCACAAGAUAUUCAGUUAGGAGUAAAUGAAUCAUUGAUAGAUACAACAAAAGUUGUCAGCAGUAUGGUGGAUGGUAUUAUGGCACGUGUCGGAUCUCAUAGUGAGAUUGAGACGUUAGCAAAAUACUCCACUGUACCAAUAAUUAAUGCAUUAUCGGAUAAGUACCAUCCAACUCAAAUAUUGGCUGAUUUAAUGACUAUUCAUGAAGUAUUGGGACCUCAACCAACAUCCUUAUCACCAUAUGUGGCUCAUGCAACUCAUCCAAACAAAACAUUGCCAGGUCUUAAAGUUGCAUGGGUCGGUGAUGGCAAUAAUAUACUUCAUAGUAUGUUGGUAACCUUUCCAAAAUUAGGUAUAAAUUUAUCAAUUGCAACACCAGAUAAUUACAAACCAGAUGAAAAAGUUGUAGAAAUAGCCAAAAAAGAAGCAGAAGAAACAAAAUCAGAAUUGAUAUUUACAAACGACCCAAAGAUUGCUGUUAAAGGUGCUGAUGCUAUUGUUACUGAUACUUGGAUCAGUAUGGGUCAAGAAACAGAGAAAGCACAACGUAUAAAAGAUUUUGCUGGAUAUAAAGUAACUUCACAAUUAGCAAAAGAAGGUGGAGCAAAAUCUAAUUGGAAAUUUUUGCAUUGCUUACCUAGAAAACAAGAAGAAGUGUCUGAUGAGGUGUUUUACUCUUCAAAUUCAGUUGUAUUUCAAGAAGCUGAAAAUAGAAAAUGGACAAUUCUUGCUGUAAUUGAUGCUUUACUUGUAAAGAAAAC
Messenger RNA from Entrophospora candida, 1172 nucleotides. The record is from the annotation of a GenBank genome assembly. Lineage: Eukaryota; Fungi; Glomeromycota; Glomeromycetes; Entrophosporales; Entrophosporaceae.